Messenger RNA from Aspergillus pseudotamarii, 1368 nucleotides. RefSeq names its product transmembrane amino acid transporter protein-domain-containing protein. Lineage: Eukaryota; Fungi; Ascomycota; Eurotiomycetes; Eurotiales; Aspergillaceae. Gene Ontology annotation, biological process: amino acid transmembrane transport. The record is from RefSeq and is a predicted model, not a curated record. The transcript has 5 exons. The coding region runs from base 1 to 1368 and encodes 455 amino acids. Gene Ontology annotation, molecular function: amino acid transmembrane transporter activity. Gene Ontology annotation, cellular component: vacuolar membrane.
AUGGACAAUAUCCGCGGGAAGAAAGAAGAUGUCGAAAGCCCAGCCAACAUACUUCCACAGGUGGACGAAGGGGAUCUUAAACCGGCAGUGACCGAAGAUGCCGUAUUCGGGGUUAUUGAAGGGGACGGUCCGAAUUAUCGCAAUAUCGGCUUGGGUGUCCUCUCUAUCCCAUCUGCAUUUGAUACAUUGGGCCUGGUGCCUGGAGUGCUGUGCCUGGUCGCCAUAGCCAUCAUCAACAGCUGGUGUAGUUAUAUGGUCGGCAGCUUUAAGCUCAACCAUCGUGAAGUGUAUGGUAUUGAUGACGCAGCUGGGCUCAUGUUCGGCCCCGUGGGACGUGAGAUCCUCGGAGCCGGAUUCAUCCUUUACCUGACCUUUGUUGCUGCUUCCGGGAUACUUGGCAUCUCAAUCGCUCUGAAUGCGAUUUCAACCCAUGGAGCGUGCACCGCUAUUUUCGUUGCUGUCGCUGCUAUUGGGGUGUUCUGUCUUGCAAUUGUGCGUACUCUGAGCCGCGUAACGGUUAUUGCGUGGGGUGGGUUGGCAUGUAUUCUCAUUGCCAUCUUCAUCGUGACCAUCGCGGUCGGCGUAGAAGACCGCCCUUAUGCUGCACCGCCAGGCCCGUGGGUUUCAGACUAUCAGAUUGUCAACAACCCCAGCUUCGCGAAGGGAAUCUCGGCAAUCUGUACACUUAUCUUUGCCUACGCCGGCGUUCCAUUCUUCUUUCCGAUCAUAGCCGAGAUGCGUGAGCCUCGCCACUACACCAAGGCCUUGGCCGCCUGCCAAACCGUUGUCACCAUCAUCUAUGUGACAAUUGGGAUCGUCGUGUACUAUUACUGCGGAUCCUACGUCGCCUCGCCUGCGCUUGGCUCCGCGGGAAAGUUGAUUAAACAGAUUGCCUACGGCAUUUCUCUUCCAGGACUGUUCGCGAGUGCGACGAUCUGCACUCAUCUUGCAAGCAAGCACUUCUUCGUGCGAAUGCUGCGAGGGUCAAAACACCUGGUCGCAAAUACACUUGUGCACUGGGGGACCUGGAUAGGGUGCGUCCUGGGUGUCGUCGUCAUCGCGUAUAUCGUUGCAAGUGCAAUUCCCAAUUUUGACAGCCUCAUAUCUUUUAUUGGAGCGUUGCUUGGCACGUUACAAGGCUUCCAGCCGAGUGGUUGCAUGUGGUUGUAUGAUAAUUGGAGUCGGGGCAGAGGGCAGCGAUCGCAGAGAUGGACCCUGGGCGUUUGCUGGAGCGUCUUCGUUGUUGUCUGCGGCACAUUCUUGAUGGUGGCGGGCACAUAUGGCUCCGUAGUUGGGAUUAUCGACUCUUUCAGCACGAAUGGUGGAUCGGGUGUUUGGUCUUGCGCUGACAACUCCAACUCGGUGUAG